AUGUAUUUAUGCCUUGCUUCCAAAGUCUCAUUAUGGCUUGGAAUAGAUGCUGACUUUGCGAACAUUCAAUGGUCUGUAAACAUAUCGGACUCUGCGACAGACACCAAGAGCGAUGUCCCAACCACAAGAAAGUGUCUAUCUACAAGAAAGGCACUACAGGGCGUCCUCAAAAAUGUGUUGCCUGCGAUAGAGGGAAACCACAACAUAAGUAGCGAGGAUGCUGCUAUCGAAGAUGUGAAGGUAGACUUUCUCGCAGAGGGCGGCUACAACUACGUGUGGCUUGUUUCGUUUUCUUCAAAACCCUCUGAACAAGACGGUACAACUUCCUUGCAUACAGCCAUACUCCGCGAGCCAAACGACGAUGCAUUCUUGCCGUGGCAGAUCGAAAAUGAAGUUGCCCACCUCACUUUCAUUGCCAAAGACCAUCCCUCGAUCCCAGUGCCCAAAGUCUACGCGUAUGACGAUGGAAAAACCGGGAACGAGCCUUACAUCACGAUGGAGUACAUUGAUGGGCAGCCUCUGGAUUCAGUAUGGACUGCAUACUCUGAGGACGAGAAAUUGGCAGCUGCCCGACAAGUUGCCCAAACAAUAAUCGAAAUGGGCACAAUCACAUUCGAUCGGAUCGGCGGUCUGACCUUGGAACACGAGAUUGGGCCAACGGUGGAGGCCUCAUCCCCAUCAACGUUUCUCCCAGAGCAACCAUUCACCCUCGUUCACAACGACCUCAACGGCCGCAACAUCAUGAUGCGGGAUAAGAAGAUUGCGGCGAUCUUAGACUGGGAAUUUGCAGGUAGCUACCCGCUGAGUGAGAUGCUGGAAGGCAGAGGUGUUGAUCUGCUGGAAACAGUGGAUGAUGAGACGGAGGAAGAGAACAGCGCUUGGAGUCUCCGCAUGGGGGAACUAGUGGCCGAGGCGGCGAGAGCAAGAGGAUGGGAUGAGGGGAGGGUAGAAUUGUUAGUUGGGAGGGGAAACGAGGAGCUUGGUCUGGCGAGGAUAGAGAUGGUUCCCGACUUUUUGGCUGAAGAUGCAUCUGAUAUUGGUGCCGGCAACGAUGCUGACAAUGAUGUUGGAGGAUCCCGAGGCUGGACGGCAUUGGUAGUCUGGAUUGCUUCCUUUCUUGGUGAUGUAUGGCGCCUAAGCAAUUCUGAAAGCCUGAAAUUUUGGCCUCAUCAGUGGCGACUGCGUUGGUCAUAG
Molecule: messenger RNA, 1194 nt
Organism: Letharia lupina
Lineage: Eukaryota; Fungi; Ascomycota; Lecanoromycetes; Lecanorales; Parmeliaceae
Exons: 3
Coding region: 1-1194 (397 amino acids)
Biological process (GO): protein phosphorylation
Molecular function (GO): protein kinase activity; ATP binding
Source: RefSeq, a predicted model, not a curated record